AGUGUUGCAACUGGGCCUGGCAUGUUUCAGUGUGGUGUCCAGCAGUGUCUCCCACUCCUUGUGAAGUCUGAGGUUGCAAAAGGACUGUGAUCAUAUGAAGAUCAUCCAGGAGUACAACUCGAAAUUCUCAGAAAACAGGACCUUGAUGUGAGAGGAGCAGGUUCAGGUAAACAAAGGGCGAGGACCCGAGCGAGCUUAAGGAGUGGGGUGCAGCGUCUGGUCAGCGGAGGGUGAAUUCUCAGGACUGGUCGGGAGUCAAGGUGCCACAUCUCCUGCCUUUCUGCUCACUUUCCUGCCUGUUUUGCCUGACCACAGCCAUCAUGCCUCGGGGUCAGAAGAGUAAGCUCCGUGCUCGUGAGAAACGCCGCAAGGCGCGAGAGGAGACCCAGGGUCUCAAGGUUGCUCACGCCACUGCAGCAGAGAAAGAGGAGUGCCCCUCCUCCUCUCCUGUUUUAGGGGAUACUCCCACAAGCUCCCCUGCUGCUGGCAUUCCCCAGAAGCCUCAGGGAGCUCCACCCACCACCACUGCUGCUGCAGCUGUGUCAUGUACCGAAUCUGACGAAGGUGCCAAAUGCCAAGGUGAGGAAAAUGCAAGUUUCUCCCAGGCCACAACAUCCACUGAGAGCUCAGUCAAAGAUCCUGUAGCCUGGGAGGCAGGAAUGCUGAUGCACUUCAUUCUACGUAAGUAUAAAAUGAGAGAGCCCAUUAUGAAGGCAGAUAUGCUGAAGGUUGUUGAUGAAAAGUACAAGGAUCACUUCACUGAGAUCCUCAAUGGAGCCUCUCGCCGCUUGGAGCUCGUCUUUGGCCUUGAUUUGAAGGAAGACAACCCUAGUGGCCACACCUACACCCUCGUCAGUAAGCUAAACCUCACCAAUGAUGGAAACCUGAGCAAUGAUUGGGACUUUCCCAGGAAUGGGCUUCUGAUGCCUCUCCUGGGUGUGAUCUUCUUAAAGGGCAACUCUGCCACCGAGGAAGAGAUCUGGAAAUUCAUGAAUGUGUUGGGAGCCUAUGAUGGAGAGGAGCACUUAAUCUAUGGGGAACCCCGUAAGUUCAUCACCCAAGAUCUGGUGCAGGAAAAAUAUCUGAAGUACGAGCAGGUGCCCAACAGUGAUCCCCCACGCUAUCAAUUCCUAUGGGGUCCGAGAGCCUAUGCUGAAACCACCAAGAUGAAAGUCCUCGAGUUUUUGGCCAAGAUGAAUGGUGCCACUCCCCGUGACUUCCCAUCCCAUUAUGAAGAGGCUUUGAGAGAUGAGGAAGAGAGAGCCCAAGUCCGAUCCAGUGUUAGAGCCAGGCGUCGCACUACUGCCACGACUUUUAGAGCGCGUUCUAGAGCCCCAUUCAGCAGGUCCUCCCACCCCAUGUGAGAACUCAGGCAGAUUGUUCACUUUGUUUUUGUGGCAAGAUGCCAACCUUUUGAAGUAGUGAGCAGCCAAGAUAUGGCUAGAGAGAUCAUCAUAUAUAUCUCCUUUGUGUUCCUGUUAAACAUUAGUAUCUUUCAAGUGUUUUUCUUUUAAUAGAAUGUUUAUUUAGAGUUGGGAUCUAUGUCUAUGAGCGACAUGGAUCACACAUUUAUUGGUGCUGCCAGCUUUAAGCAUAUGAGUUUUGAUAUUCUAUAUUUUUCAAAUCCUUGAAUCUUUUUUGGGUUGAAGAAGAAGAAAGCAUAGCUUUAGAAUAGAGAUUUUCUCAGAAAUGUGUGAAAGAACCUCACACAACAUAAUUGGAGUCUUAAAAUAGAGGAAGAGUAAGCAAAGCAUGUCAAGUUUUUGUUUUCUGCAUUCAGUUUUGUUUUUGUAAAAUCCAAAGAUACAUACCUGGUUGUUUUUAGCCUUUUCAAGAAUGCAGAUAAAAUAAAUAGUAAUAAAUUAUA
This is a messenger RNA of Homo sapiens (human), 1867 nucleotides long. RefSeq names its product MAGE family member B1 (gene MAGEB1). Gene Ontology annotation, cellular component: cytoplasm. The record is from RefSeq and is marked reviewed. The transcript has 4 exons. Bases 321 to 1364 code for a protein of 347 amino acids. NCBI's taxonomy places the organism in Eukaryota, Metazoa, Chordata, Mammalia, Primates, Hominidae.